AGUGGUAUUAGGGUUUGGUGGAGGCGUCGCAGCAAGAGGAAGAAGUGCGAGAGAAUGAAGACUAUACUAUCUUCGGCGACGAUGGACAUCCCGGAAGGGGUGAAGAUAAAGGUGAACGCGAAGGUGAUAGAGGUGGAGGGCCCCCGUGGCAAGCUGACCCGGAACUUCAAGCACUUGAGCUUGGAUUUCCAGCUGAUCACUGACGAGAACGGCCAGAGGAAGCUGAAGGUGGAGGCCUGGUUCGGGUCGAGGAAGACUUCCGCUUCUAUUCGAACCGCCCUCAGCCAUGUGGAGAACCUCAUCACCGGCGUCACCAAGGGCUACCGCUACAAAAUGCGCUUCGUCUACGCCCACUUCCCCAUCAACGCCUCGAUCACCAACUCCAACCGUUCCAUCGAGAUCCGUAACUUUCUUGGCGAGAAGAAGGUCAGGAAAGUGGAUAUGCUCAACGGCGUGUCAAUUCUGCGAUCUGAGAAGGUCAAGGAUGAACUCGUUUUGGAUGGCAAUGAUGUCGAACUUGUUUCACGCUCGGCUGCCCUCAUAAACCAGAAAUGCCAUGUCAAGAAUAAGGAUAUCAGGAAAUUCCUCGACGGCAUCUAUGUCAGUGAGAAAGGCACAGUAGCUGAUGAAAAUGAAAAUUGAUUUUCUUUACUUUCUAUAAUUAAGCGACGGAUAUAGUGCUGAAACUGUUUCAUGUCUUGUUGAGAUCUCUACAAGUUUUGGGUUUUCUUUUCUUUGCCACCUAUCUUUAUUUUUUUGAUCCCAGAAUAUGAGGACUUGUUUUAUCUUUAUUUUUUUGAUCCCAGAAUAUGAGGACUUGUUUUUUCUUUU
Messenger RNA from Alnus glutinosa, 831 nucleotides. Its product is annotated as large ribosomal subunit protein uL6. The transcript has 3 exons. The record is from RefSeq and is a predicted model, not a curated record. Gene Ontology annotation, biological process: cytoplasmic translation. Gene Ontology annotation, molecular function: structural constituent of ribosome; rRNA binding. Lineage: Eukaryota; Viridiplantae; Streptophyta; Magnoliopsida; Fagales; Betulaceae. Gene Ontology annotation, cellular component: cytosolic large ribosomal subunit; ribosome. Bases 55 to 642 code for a protein of 195 amino acids.